Molecule: messenger RNA, 1207 nt
Organism: Rubroshorea leprosula
Lineage: Eukaryota; Viridiplantae; Streptophyta; Magnoliopsida; Malvales; Dipterocarpaceae
Source: the annotation of a GenBank genome assembly
CACAAAUGAGCAAAAAUCUUCCUUGAUAUUCACAAAAAUGAGCAUUCGCAACUUAUCAGUUUUGUCUUUGUUCUUGUCUUCUAUACUAGUCUUUGGCUCGGCUGAGCAGUGUGGAUCGCAGGCAGGUGGUGCCUUGUGCCCAGGAGGCCUGUGUUGUAGCAAAUUUGGUUGGUGUGGAACCACUGAUGACUACUGUGGAAAUGGUUGCCAAAGCCAGUGUUCAUCAGGGGGAGGAGGUGGCGGCGGCGGUGGUUCUGGUGACGUUGGCGGUCUCAUAACAAGAUCAAUGUUUAAUGACAUGCUCAAGCACAGAAAUGACGGUGGUUGCCCCGCCAAGGGCUUCUACACCUAUGAUGCUUUCAUCGCAGCUGCUAAGGCCUUUCCAGCGUUUGGCACAACUGGUGAUGAUGCCACCCGGAAAAGAGAAAUUGCUGCUUUUUUGGCGCAAACUUCACAUGAGACUACUGGUGGGUGGGCUAGUGCUCCAGAUGGUCCUUAUGCUUGGGGAUAUUGCUACAACAGAGAACAAAACCCUGGCUCAUCCUAUUGUGCUCCUAGUCCAACAUAUCCUUGUGCUUCCGGAAAGCAGUACUUUGGUAGGGGUCCAAUGCAACUAUCUUGGAAUUAUAACUAUGGGCAGUGUGGGAGAGCCAUUGGGGUGGACCUAUUGCACAACCCAGACCUGCUUACAACUGAUGCAGUGAUAUCCUUCAAGUCAGCAAUUUGGUUCUGGAUGACAGCUCAAUCACCAAAGCCUUCAUGCCAUGAUGUGAUAACCGGAAGAUGGUCACCAUCUGGAAGUGAUCAGGCAGCCGGACGGGUUUCAGGGUAUGGAGUAGUGACAAAUAUCAUCAACGGUGGGCUUGAAUGUGGGAAGGGUUGGAAUGCAAAGGUAGAGGAUAGGAUUGGAUUCUACAAGAGGUAUUGUGACAUACUGAGAGUUGGCUAUGGCAAUAAUCUUGACUGCUACAACCAGAGGCCUUUUGGGUCUGGAGUCUUAGUUGAUACCAUGUAAUAUGUUUCAGAACAAUAUGAACCAAAAAUAAAGAGUGUCAGAACAAUGUUCUCUCCAACUUAGCUUGUUGGUUGGAACCUAUAAUGUCUGUUUGCCUGAACUAUGAAGUAUGUGUACUUGUGUUGGUCUAAGAGAAUAUUAAAGGUAUGCUUUCUCAAAUGCCAUCAUUCUGUAUAAAUUACUGCUAGCACC